Molecule: messenger RNA, 3111 nt
Organism: Polyodon spathula (Mississippi paddlefish)
Lineage: Eukaryota; Metazoa; Chordata; Actinopteri; Acipenseriformes; Polyodontidae
Product: glycine receptor subunit alpha-2-like
Exons: 9
Coding region: 474-1835 (453 amino acids)
Biological process (GO): regulation of membrane potential; chloride transmembrane transport; nervous system process
Cellular component (GO): synapse; plasma membrane; neuron projection
Molecular function (GO): glycine binding; chloride channel activity; transmitter-gated monoatomic ion channel activity
Source: RefSeq, a predicted model, not a curated record
GUCUUUCGAAACAAAUAUUCUAUUGCUUUACACAACGCAUAUGUAAAGGACCUAACAAUUAAAAAUGUCACUUAAGUGGAAGAAAGCCGAUGGCUAAUCACUUAUAAUAAUAAUAAUAAUAAUAAUAAUAAUAAUAAUAAUAAUAAUAUAAUAAUAAUAAUAAUAAUAAUAAAUGUGUAGAAACGUUAGAUACACCUUGUUAUAGGUGUUGCUUUUUGCGCAAAACCAAGCUAUUUUGAAAAUAUAUAAAUAAAUAUGUACGUUAAACUAUAACGUGGGUAUCAGUCUUCCACUAAACUAUGAUCCUGAGGAAUGGCAUUCUUUUCUGCUCCUUCUCCACUUCUCAGAAAAAACAUCCUACAGUUUCUUGGUUGCAAGGAAAGCAAUGUUGACUCGUGGAUCUAACGAUUGACCAACAUUCUCACAUGGAAUAAUUCAAAGAAGUGAGUUGAUAACCACCGAAAUCAAGAGGAAUGCAUCCACCGCUUGUUCAAAUCCUGACAACCUUGUUUGCAUGCUUCUUAGAGUCAAACAACUUCAGGAUGGCAGUUGCUAAGGAGCAUGAUUCGAGAUCGUCAGCCAAAAGCUUCUCAUUGACUAUGUCUCCUUCAGAUUUUCUGGACAAAUUAAUGGGCAGAACAUCUGGGUAUGAUGCAAGAAUACGUCCUAAUUUUAAAGGUCCUCCAGUAAAAGUUACGUGCAAUGUUUUUAUCAACAGUUUUGGAUCUGUCACAGAGACCACAAUGGACUACCGACUGAAUAUAUUCUUGAGACAGCAAUGGAAUGACCCUCGACUGGCCUACAGUGAAUACCCGGACGAUUCCUUGGAUUUGGAUCCCUCUAUGCUGGAUUCUAUUUGGAAGCCUGACUUGUUCUUUGCCAAUGAGAAAGGGGCAAACUUUCAUGACGUGACAACAGACAACAAGCUACUGAGGAUUUUUAAAGAUGGAAAUGUUUUGUACAGCAUAAGACUGACUCUCAUCUUGUCCUGUCCAAUGGACUUGAAAAACUUCCCAAUGGAUGUUCAGACCUGUGCAAUGCAAUUGGAGAGCUUUGGUUAUACAAUGAAUGAUUUGAUCUUUGAAUGGCUGGAUGAAAGUCCUGUGCAAGUAGCUGAUGGUUUAACCCUGCCACAGUUUAUCCUGAAAGAUGAGAAGGAGCUUGGUUACUGCACAAAGCAUUAUAACACAGGAAAGUUCACUUGCAUUGAAGUUAAGUUUCACCUUGAGCGGCAGAUGGGAUAUUAUUUAAUCCAGAUGUACAUUCCAAGCUUGCUGAUUGUCAUUUUGUCUUGGGUAUCCUUUUGGAUUAACAUGGAUGCUGCCCCCGCUAGAGUUGCCCUGGGCAUCACAACAGUGCUAACCAUGACUACUCAAAGUUCAGGCUCCAGAGCUUCUCUUCCAAAGGUUUCCUAUGUGAAGGCAAUUGAUAUUUGGAUGGCAGUGUGUCUUCUGUUUGUUUUUGCUGCAUUGCUGGAAUAUGCAGGGGUUAACUUUGUCUCUAGGCAGCACAAAGAGUUUCUCCGUCUAAGAAAAAGGCAGAGAAGACAGAACAAGGAUGAAGAUGCCAUCCGGGAGAGCCGUUUUAACUUCAGUGGCUAUGGAAUGGGCCACUGCCUGCAAGUCAAGGAUGGCACUGCAGUGAAAGCAGCACCUCCCAACCCCAAACCCCCACCCCCUAAUGACUCGGAUACAAUUAAAAGGAAAUUUGUCGACAGAGCUAAGAGGAUCGACACAGUAUCCAGGGCUGCCUUUCCCCUAGCCUUCUUAAUUUUUAACAUCUUUUACUGGAUUACCUACAAAAUAAUCCGGAAGGAGGAUAUCCACAGGGAGUAGGCUGGCCUGCCAGCCUCCCUGGACUUGCUGAUGCCUUGUAUCUUGUAUUAAAAAAAAGUUUCAUAUGACUAACUGAUAUCUGUUAUGUCUUACUGCUGCUUGAGUGACAUCGCCUUCAGUAAAACAGAUUCCGCCUGGAUUGGAAGUAAGAAUAAAACAUAAAUUGGGAGAGUUCAAUAACCCCCACCUGUUAUUUUCCAGUGGGUUUGUAGAAAUAAUAAUAAGAAAAAAAGACAUUUCUUACAAACUACUAACAUUUACUCCUACAAAGGUUCAAUCCAUUUUUUUAGAAUAAAAGUAAACAAAAAAAGUAAAAGUAAAAAUAAAAAAAAAAUAAUAAAAAAUUAUAUUUUUGUUGUUUUGAAUGCUGCAGAACAGUUGUGGUGACACAACAAAGUAAACCGUUUCUAGUGAUUACAGUACAGUAUAGUACAGUUGAGAAUGGACCAAAUUUUACAAGUUAAUACAGCCUUUGCUAAAUUUGUAUGCCAAAUCCACUGAGCUACAUUCCAUUUCCAGAAGUAGUUAUAUGGGAUGGGGGAGGGCAUCUUUUUCUGUGCAGAAAAUCUUUCUUAUGGUAACAAAAAAUAAAUGUAUACUAUUUUGGUGUUUUUUUUUUUUAAUUUUAUUUGGUGGAAUUGUGAGGGAGGUUAUAUUGACAAAUCUAAAACACCAUAUGCCAGAUUGGUUUGUUAUCAACCAGUGCACUUGCUUGUUAUAAUUUAUUUUGCUUUGUUUUAACAGUACUUGUAUAUGUACCUCCAGGUGCCAAAAAGUACAUUACCUGUUGUGCUUUCCUGCACCAUAGUAUUUACUAAAAAAAAAUAUAUAUAUUGUUUUUUUUUUUUAUGGUGUAGUUUAAAACGAACAUUUAACACAAAACAUUAAUGGUGUAUAUCUUUUUUUUUUUAUUGGUGUAGUUGCAGUUGGUAGGUUUUGUAGGUAGGUCUGGUGUCCAAAAUGUUUACAAACCAAUGGUUUUAUAUCUUCUUCAGUGGAUAUCAUUUUAAAGAGCUCCUCUAUCAAUCUGAGAUGUGAAAACUGUUUUGUGAUUGCAUAUCUCAUUAUCCCCAUUCAGUGCCAGCAAUAUGUGUUUAGAAUGGUUGUAUUGCAUACAGUAUUUUUAUGGAGGAUGUUCUUUACACAGUAUUAAAAGACAUAUAUGAGUUUGUCCACUGAAGGAACUAACAGUGUUAUAAUAAUUAUACUGCAAGUAAUUAUUUUGAACAAUUCAUCUUUGUUAUAGUUCAAUAAAGCUAUGUGCGCUACCCAGUAA